UCCUGUUAUCGUGAUGUAUAUUCGCGAAUGACAGCACAUUCCUGCUAUCAUGAUGUAUCCCAACCUCAUACAUCGAUUAGAAAAAUAUUCGCCAAUGACAGCACAUUUGACACAAAGAAGCGACACAUUUCCUGCACGAUUCCGUCUUCACUCAGCAGUUUUGCAAACUACUAUAAAUAACAGGCUGCACAAAUGCAUGCUUGUGAAUGCCAUGCAUCAACAAGCGAUUACAUCAACAAAACCAUCGAGGUCCAUCGAGAUGAAGUACUUAAAACACAUGACUGACACACCGCUCUUCAGCCGUACAUAAUCCAUCAUAGUUAACGGAACGGUUAUAUUGGACAGGUGCUUAGGAAAUGGAACGGAUUCCCUUUUUAAUGCAUGGAGAACAAGUUGUUAAAGGACUGUUAAGUCCAAGAUAACAAAGCCAUCUUUUCAUUAUUGAAGGUCUUUAAUCUUCCCUUCCAAAACCAAAUGACUGAUCUUGCUUGGUCAAUAAAGCGAAACAUUUGCUGCAAAUGCAAAUUCCGAUUACAAAAAACUGGCCGAUGAAAAAAAUUUCCCUUGUUAACUUCCUAUUGAACUGAAUAUGAACUGAAUUGUAAUAUCUUAUUUCGUAAGGUAGUAGGACUGACAAGUUAAUCUUGGAACCAGAUCUCCUUGUGGCAAACUAAAUAAAUCACAAGCGGAUGAAUGCCAAAAUUCUGAUGACCCUGGCAUCAGGGAAAAGGGAAUUUCCGGGCUGGGCUGUCACUGCUUACGAGCAAAUUGCGCAUUUGCACGAGAUAUCUCUUGUGCAAGACGAAUGGCAAUAUCAUGUCCAAGAACACAACAACCUCGAUCCCUGAAAUGGACCUAGGCGUUUAUGCAAUGUUUAUUAGCCAAAAUGGGCCGGAGGAAGGGGAAGGAAUCGGGGUGUCAUCUUGUACUGAUUUGACAAUGAUCAGACUUCCCUGAUCAGGCACAUAGGGUCGCUCGUAGGUCCCAUUACAGUGGGCGAACAUUAUUUUUAGUUCUGAAAAUUGGUACUACGAUGAACUUCACUUUGACCACGUCUAUCAAGCCCCAUUGGAGUUGGUUGUUUUUAAUUUUCAUAACCUGUACUGACGACUUUAAUUUUCUUCAAUGUUUUGCUGAUACGUUCUAUAUUGUAAUUCGGUCUGAAACGCUCCACGACCACUGUGAAUCGAUGAUGUCAUACGCUCUUUGGACUCGGAGGGAUUUUCCCAAGAAUUCUGCCGUCCACUCGUCUAGAGGGGAAGGGAUUUUUCUGUGUCCACUCCCUUAUGGGAUUUUUCCCAGACGUUUUGAUUUCAAUUUAGGUUAAUCCUUAAAUAGGUGUUCGGUAAACGGUUAUGCCACAUUCAAUCGUUGCUGGUGAAGCCGGGAAUUUUAGAGUUCGCAGUUAAGGAACUAGCCCUUACUUUCGCUCUAAUAAUGGCGGCAACUGGCAUCUCGUGUCAAACUGGUGGACCGACGUUCUUUUAUAACUACAUCACCAGCAUAUCAGGAAGUGGUUUUACAGCUGUAGGACCGGGAGCACAAGCUAAUAAUUUCCAGCAAUCACCAGCAACAGAGGAUGUUCAUGUCCAGGAACACAGUGCUAGACACGGAAGUUCAAGGGACAAGGAACAACAGGAACCAAUUUAUAAUGGGACGUAUAUCUACGACAGAGCCAAACCGGGAAGAAAGUCACUUUCAUCCGAGAAUAACUCUGGAACGUAUUGCUUUCCCAACAUAAACGAGGCAUAUUACCAGCAACACUUCGGCCCAAAGUGGAAUCCAAAACCAAGUAAAAGGAUUCUUGCCCAACAAGGGGUCACUGAUGCUAAGUCUUCCAUAGCAUCAUUUCUCGAAGAUGUAGAAAAAUCUGUGGCGGAUUUCGACAACGCUGAUGGACCGCUCAAAGAGGAGAAGGAGCAGUUCAUACUGCUUCACAUUCUGCCGUAUCUGGAAAAGUCCUGGGGUAAAUCGGCUAACGACAAAAUGAACGCGUACAGGAUCCUGGCCAAGAUAAGCAGUAGUCGAAGCAGCGGUGAAGUGGUUAAACAAGCCCUGCUGCAGCUUCAGUAUCUGCUCUUCAGAGAUAAGCUCGAAAGUUGUCAGCAGAAUCUUCUGAAGGUGGAAAAGAUUAUAAGGUCAUCCAUCAACUCUCCGGAAGCUGUUUUCAAGGAGGAAGCUGACUCAGUAAAAGAAAUUCGACUUUCUGUUUACCAGCGUAUCUUAUGCUUGAUUAUUGUCCAUCAGAUUCAAACGGGUUUCUCCACCGUGGCGUUCAACAACGAUCUGAAGAAACUCCGAGAAGAAUUGAAAAUACGCUCCGAUAAGAUCAACUACAAGAAAAAGAACUAUUUCCGUUAUUCCAUGGAAUUCAUAGAAGAAGCGAUAAGCUAUUUGUUGAAGCCCAAUAACAAGGUGGCGGCCUCAAAAUUAGGUGGCUGCCUUGAUCAAUGCCAGGGCUUAUUUGAGAAACAAGACUUUGAUGUAAUGGACUUGACGUUUCUUCGAAAGUUAAAGAAAAGUAGAGCUGUCGUGAAAAAGACGAAAGCUGGGGAAUGGUUUGACCUGCACUGCAUCAUGUGCUAUCUGCAUGGAAAGGUACACAGUGAGUGUCCUAAACGACAGAUGCGUACUGAGAGACGAGCAAUGAUUCUUCUAAGGCGUAUCCUUGAAGCCUAUCAAGAGGAGGGUGGUGGAGAUGAUUGGAGGUUUUGUUUGUUAGGGGCAUCAAUCCUGUCUGAUGUGGCAAGGAAUAACGUCACGAGAGAGUUAAGAAUCGAGGCUGCGAGUUGUUUGAUAAAUCUGCUAAAGGACAAGAAGCUACAGAGGAGACCAGAAUGCAGAGUAAUCCUAGAGCGUAUGUCUUCAGAGGUGCUGUUUAGUCCUGACCCUUUCACGAAGAAGCUCUUUGCAAACCAUCUUUUUGAGAAUAACAAUUUACUAGACGCGCUUCCAGAAGAACUGCACGUCCAACGCCUUACGACCUACUACCGAAAUCAGACAUUAGAAGUCAACAAGAUGACCAUCAGCCAAGGACAGAGCUGUUUUGUCAAACGUGGCAUGUUUCAAAGGAAGGAAGUGGUCGUGAAAAUCCUUCACAUGACAAAACAGGACAUUCUGGAAGGUGAAACUCAGGACCAAUCGGAGACAAGAGAUCGUCUCGUGAGAGAAGCCUACAACCUCAGUCGAUUGAGAGUUCAGAAACAUCCCCACAUAACAGUUCUUCUUGCUUACAACACUGAGAGCUUUCCGUAUCACAUCAUUACAGAGUUCGAGAGAUACGGCAACUUACUGCAGUUUGUUCAAGCUUCGCGAGAAGGCAACGAGCUUUUGCCAACGGUCCUGCUGCUCAAAAUGCUCCUCGACAUAAUUGAAGCUCUUCUGCUGUUGCAAAACCAAGGAUUGGUGCACCGAGCUGUCAGAGCCGAGAACAUUCUUGUAGGCGAUGAAUACGUCUGUAAGUUAACUGGCAUGCACUCUUUGCGACAGCUUCAAACUGAAUCCACUGCCGAAGCUGAAAAUCCGGAUUCUCAGUAUAGCUAUUGUUCACUGGAUGAUGGUCUUCCAGAAUUCAUCAGCACAACAGCUGAGGAGCUGCCGAAGAGAUGGCAAGCACCAGAGUGUCUUUUGGAGCACCGUUAUUCCACUGCCUCUGAUGUGUGGGCCUUUGGAGUGCUUAUGUACGAGGUGCUCACAUAUGGGUGUGGCCCAUACAGAAACGUCCCAAUUGACGAUGAAGUCAUCAGCCAGGUUGUGUACAAAAGACACGUCUUGCCGCGUGAAUCAUGUUUUGAAAAUGCAGAAUAUGACAUAAUGAGGCAAUGUUGGGAAUGGCAGCGAAGAAAAAGGCCAACCCUUGCUGACCUCAAAGAGAAGCUGGAGAAAUUGCAAGAACAUGCAACGAAUUCAGAGGAGAUCCCGAGGGAUGACCCGCCACCACUAGAGCUGCACAUCAAUUACACUUCCUUCUUUCAGUCAGACAACGGUGCUGAUGAUUUGCCAAAAAGAUUUUUGGGACAGGAUGGUCCUUUGGUAAAGGAAAGGAUCACUGGUGCAGAUAAACAGCAUCUGAAAAAGCUGCGUACUCUCAACAAUCCAAAUCUUGUCAAGAUAUGGCAGAUAGAGAACUUAGAGUCCCAUUGCCCAGUUGUUGAAAUGAUCUCAAUAGACUCUACCCUUGGGAACCUGAAAGAAUACGUCCUUGACAGACGAUGCCAGAAGGGCGACAUAGUUAUGUUCUUGUCCCAAGUGGCGAGCGCUCUGCACUACCUUCAUGUAAACCACAUUGUACAUGGAGACAUUCGCGCUGAAUAUGUGAGCGUGUUGGCACCAAACAAGAUUCACGUCGCCCGUCUGGGUCGCUCCAAAUCUUUGCCUAAGAGGGCAGAUGAUGUCACAAGUACGUCAUGCGUCAUUCAAAGUUCCAUGCCUUCUGAUUCGACUCGCUGGAGCUCACCAGAACUGAUUUUAGAGAACAACUAUUCUCACGCUAGUGAUGUGUGGGCGUUUGGGAUCUUAGCGUGGGAGUUGUACACUGCAUUCGCCACUGGUCAGGAGAGAAGAGGAUAUUCCGUGCCUUACUGUGACCUUGUCAUUGACGAGAUUCUCCUUCACAUAAGAGACAAGGGACCGUUGACCAAACCUGAGGGUUGUCCCGAUUGGGUUUAUAUCAUAAUGCAUCAAUGUUGGACCUAUGACCCAGUGCAGAGGCCGCCAUUCAUCGCCAUUUUUGACUGUCUUACGAGCAGGCAACCGAUGACGUCCUGGAUGAUGUCAUUGUGGUUGAAAAAUCACGAGAAAAGUGAGUGGCCAGACCUGUCAAUCAGUCAGCCUGAAGAUGCUUACCAUGUGUCAAUCAAAGACGAAAACCACUCCGAAAGAGCUAUCGAGGAAAUGUGUUCCGAAGGCUUCUUUACAGUACACGGUUACAGAUACGUUCAGUGUAAUGCUACAGCACAGCGAGUACCCGAAGAACUGUAUGACGACUUUAAGGGGAAGGACUGCACUCAGAGCUCUUCAUAUCUGCAAGACGAAGAUCUGUAUGAGGAAGCUCUUACCUGUCAGCUUCGUGGCGGUUGUAACCUCAGAAGCCCACAGGAACUCCCCGAUCCGAACUCUUUCACUAUUGACCCUCGGUACAAAAAUGUAUGGGUUGACGUCACCAAGACAGAUCUGCAAGAGGAGGAUCCUUAUGACGAGAUUGCUGGUCAAUAUGAUGACUGUUUGCACCUGAUAAAGGAAGUCGUCCACUUGAAGGACGUCUCCACUGAGCCUCACUUCCAGAAUGUGCAGAUUGGCGUCACCAAGACAAAUCUGCAAGAGGAGGAGCUUUACGAUGACGUAAGAAGUACAAAGGGAGUCGUCGAUUCGAAGAUGGUCCCCCCUGAGCCUCGCUGCCAGAAUGUACAGUUUGGCGUCACCAAGACAGCAGUUGACAUGGUAACCGAGGUGCUGCGCGAUGACGAGGAUUACGACGAUAUCUCGUUCGAAGAACAGAUAGAAGAAGACCAAUCCCUUUACGAGGAGAUUGGUAACCAAUCUCCAGCUUUGUGCCAGUCGUCAAGCACAGAUGAACACUCGGAAAAUUGUAGCUCCGAGAACGAACAUUCUUAUAUCGCAGAGGACGUUGGAAGUGAAACUGCCGAUCCAGAGGAUGAAGAAUUGUACGAAGAGAUAGCAGGCGCCGUAACCUCAAAUUCUGUUGAGGCCUGUAGUUUCAAAAACCCUGGAAGUAGCGGCUGUAGCGAAAGUUCUGAGGCAGUUGGCUGUGACGAAUUUACUAGCAAUCCUGAACACGGUUCAGUUUCUAUAGAGGGAGAGGUACAAAACCAUGAUGACCCGGUUUAUGCCGAAAUAGGAAGCUUGCAGCUGGCAGACAUACGGUUGAACCAUAACGCAGGAGGUCAAACUACCCCAGACAGCCCAGAUACCCCAGGGUAUAGAGAGCUUAUGCCAAGAGAGUACAUGUCACUCAGAAGGGAACAAGCGUCGACUUUGAACCCAAAGGAUGCCAGUCCUGCUAAGAGAGAUGUUGCAAAGUUAAAUAACCGUAGGCGCCGUUGUAACAGUAAGGACACCACUGAGAAUCAGUUUGGCGUCAAGGAACGAUAAGAAAGCCAAAAGCUAAACCAGCAACAUGUCAACAUGAACACACUCGGGUGAACUCACAAAAAAACGUGCAGACACUAACCGAAGUGAAAAGCACAUUAUUCGUCUUUCACUGCAGUAAUGUAUGUUUGAAAGACGUUUUGUAGAUGUAGUUGAAGAGUUUUUGCAGGCGUUUCAAAGCCUCAUAAUUUCAAUUUAUCCACCCGUAUUCUUUGAAACAAAUGAUAGAUACAUUCCGUCUUUGCUUAAUGCAUUUGUGUAUAUUGUUGCACAGCGGUCAAACGCAAAAAUUACUCCUCUUUGUUUCGAAGAGUUUCAAGCAAAACUUUGCUAGACUUUGGCAAGAAAACGGGACAGAACGAGAAGUGGUACUCAAAUUACGAGCCGCUAAACUUGUAAGUAAAUUAAAAUUGUUAUAUUUUCUCAUUAUUUGCAGCGGAAAAAAAUCUUUUCAAUAUAUCCUGUACCAUUUACACUUAAUUUACAUUUGCUAGCUGGACUAGUUUAAGAGAUAAGGUUUAUUAGCACAUCGGGAGGGGUAGACACCUCAGAAAGACCUUGUCCGCUCGUCCCUUUAUGAGAUGGAUGUGUCCUCUACCCAAAUGUAGUUUUAGCCUACGGACCCACUGUUACUCUGUGGGAGGUUUCCAAUUUGAAGAAGUUUGAUUAUAUACCUAAUAUGUUUUCCGUAAUACCGCCAUGUGAUCUUCCACUACCUUACCGACGUCUCCCCAGGGCAUCGUGACUUUUUCCGUCAAAUCGGGAAGGGGUGACUUGAUAUGGAAAGUGGCCUGGGGUCAAUAUUGGUGACAAAUUACCGAGGGUGGUAAAGAAUUGUGUACCUUGCAUUAACACAUAUUCUUAACUUAUAGAAAACGUGUUAUUUUUAUAUCUUUUUAUAUUUUAUAUAUUCUUAUGUUAAGAAGAGUGUAUUUUUUAAAAGAAUCGUAACCAUGCUUAAAACAUACACCGAAGAUUGAUCUUGGUAACCGAAUCACCUUUGUUUAGAUUGGUCCAUCUUUUCCCUUAGUUCAUAGCGCGAGAAGCGAAACAAAGGAAAGUAACAUUAUUGCGCGAAAACUGAGGCGAGACGCACGCGCAUCGUCCCCAGAUUUCGCGCGGCUAUUUCUCUACUUUACCAUUACCUCUAAAAGGGAGUUAGAGUUACAUAGCUGUGGUAAAUUACACCCGUACAUUGAGCAGAACUCAAUGUUCGCCAAUCAGAUAAACGUGCAAUAUGAUUUGUAAAUGAAUUGAAAGAUUUUUAAUAAAAAUAUUUUUUGUUGAA
Molecule: messenger RNA, 7396 nt
Organism: Orbicella faveolata
Lineage: Eukaryota; Metazoa; Cnidaria; Anthozoa; Scleractinia; Merulinidae
Biological process (GO): protein phosphorylation
Molecular function (GO): ATP binding; protein kinase activity
Source: RefSeq, a predicted model, not a curated record